Molecule: messenger RNA, 2013 nt
Organism: Misgurnus anguillicaudatus (oriental weatherfish)
Lineage: Eukaryota; Metazoa; Chordata; Actinopteri; Cypriniformes; Cobitidae
Gene: clrn1
Product: clarin 1
Biological process (GO): equilibrioception; sensory perception of sound
Source: RefSeq, a predicted model, not a curated record
CUUCUGUGUGCGCGCUCAGUAACCACUGCCUUAGCGGGUUGUAUCAUACAUAGAAGUUAAACACAAUAUCCAUAAAUCACGCGCUAUUUUACGCACAAUAAACUCGACAUUUAAAAUUAGAGUUUAAAUUACUUUCUUGAAGGCAGACAGACAGUCGACCCAGUAACCAAUCAGAAUUAAGGUCACAUCCCCUGACCGCUGGUGCGAGAAAUUCAACCCAGUUACCUGGAGACGCAGCACAGUGAAAGGCACCCAGUAACUCUAUCCAGAGAAGACAUCGCCACCAGCAACAUUACUACAACCUUACGGAUCAUUCCAUAAUAUUCCUAUUAUCAGCUUAGAUAGGAAAUCCACAGUAGCACAAUGCGCGUUAUCAUACUGGAUUACUGGAAGAUCGCCGGAUUAUACGUGAACGUUUGGAUAUUUUUCGGACACUGAGGCUGUUACCAAGGGCCUGUCAAACAUAAUGCCUAAUUAUCAAAAGAAAGUUAUCUUCUCUGUUUCUGGGGUUCUUUGUUUUGCCUGUGUUCUCGUCGUAGCGGCUGCAAUGGGGACUCCGUUUUGGGUAAAAGCGUCUAUUCUGUGUAAAACAGGCGCACAGAUAGUCAAUGCAUCGGGACCGGAGCUGGAGAAAUUCAUCGGAUGGGCGAACUACGGACUUUUCCAAGGCCAAGGCAUGAAGCAGUGCGGUCUGGGGGAUAGACCCUUUUAUUUCUCCUUUUUUCCUGACCUGACAGGUGUGAUUCCAGCCAGUCUACAUGUGAGUGUGAUCUUCUUCUGUGCAGUGCUCAUCUUGUUCUCCUCCGUCUCCUCUGGAUUCUUUUUUUACAAUGCCUUUGGAAAACCGUAUGAGACAUUGCACGGACCGCUGGGACUUUACCUCUGGAGUGUGAUAAGCUGUUUCUGCAGCUGUCUGGUCCUCAUCCUCUUUGCAUCUGAGGUGAAGUUCCACCAUUUGACUGAGACCAUCACUAACUUCAGUGAAGGCAGCUUUGUCUAUAAGACGCAAGGCGAAUGCUACGACAGGUCUUUCUGGCUCAUCUUUCUCACGUUCCUCACGCACGGUCUCAAUAUUUUGCUCAUCCGCCUGGCGGGGAUCCAUUUUCCCUUUCAGGAGGCUAAAGAGUCUAAUGCUACCACAGGAGCUUCAGAUCUCAUGUACUGAUCGCUUCUUUGUUCUGCUUCCUCCCCUGCACGUGACAUCCUACCGCAGUGACCAGAACUUCUCAAUAGGAGUCUUAUAUAAACAACAACGUCCGAGCCUCUUAAGCUGUGUUUUUAACCCUAUUCAAACCACUGAUCUGAACUUGGAGACGGUCUCGUGUUUGUAAGAGAAGGGCUCUUAUCACACAGCGGGGAGGCUGGGAGAUAGAAACUCUCUUUUAUACAAUCUGUUGAUGGAGCAUUCAAUCUGUCAAUCACUGAAACAAUUAAGGGCCACAGUUCCAAUGCCUAUUGAAGAUACCCUGUGUUUUUCCAGUCUGGCUGGGACAAUAUCGUUUUUUUUCCGUUAGUACCUUUUAUAAUCCUUUUAUAAUCAAGUUGUGGCACAAAGGGGUGUGACAUUUUGACACUUAAGCCACACUUAAAAAUGUAUGAAUGUCAUAGCGUUGAUAAAAGAUCAAACCAAAUGGCAUUUAUUUUUAAUGUGAGCCCAAACACAUGAUGGAUGAUGAGAAUGAAGGGUAUUCAGAUACUUUCUAAAAGUCAAAUAUUAGGGAAGGUAAACUAUAUGGGUAUUCUGCUAUGACUUAUGAUUAUUUUAACUAACAAAUUUGGUUAUGUGUCAUUGCAAGUAAUGCAAAAAGUUAUGUUAUUCUUGAGAAAAGGUACCACUCAUGGCUUUGAUAUGGUUUGCUAUUUCGUAUCUGCAAUGACAUCAAUAUACAUUUUUAAAGUGUCAAAACACUCUUAACGGCCCAGACAUGUUUAAACUUGCAUUUUUAAUAUUUAUAUUUUCAUUGGACAACAAAAUCAGUCAUAAGGGUCGAAAUAUAAAUUUGUUUAAUAAGC